AUGGAACAGACAUCACCGUUCCCAUUACCAGGCAUCUACCAUGGCCAACGGUUUCUCGCUACUGUCGUGGAAACCCGUGCUCAAGACAACAGCCCGUGGGUCUCCGUUCCCAUCGACGAGACCGACCUGUCGAGGGGCUUUCGAGACAUCAGCUUCCAGCAACUGAAUAACGCUGCCAACCAUGCCGCCCACUGGCUACAACAGAACCUGCCUGCCACCACCGAGCCGUUUCAAUGCUUUGCGUACGCAGGACCUAAGGACUUUCUCUAUCCCAUUCUUGCUGUGGCCGCGGCCAAGAUCCAGAAAGUGAUAGUACUUCCUUCUCCCCUCAUUACGCCCGAGGCUCAGCUACGCAUCUUCCGACAGAAGAAAUGCACCGUGUAUCUGCGACCUGCUUCGAUGGCAGAGCAUGUCGCGGGCAUCCUUCAGGAAGCGCCUGAAAAAUUACAGACCUUGACGGUUCCGGAGCUUGGUGAAUUCAUGCAAGACGCUGAGGCUGCUCCUUAUACGUACCCCAAGUCCUGGGAGGAGGGAAAGGAUGAUCCGUGGAUAGUUUUUCACACGUCUGGUACAACAGGCUUUCCCAAGCCUAUCACGUAUACCCAUCGGAUGAUGACAGCCCCAGAUAUCGCUGCAUCUCUCUCUGACAUCGAGAAUACUCAUGUCCAUCAAUAUGCUCUACAGCGGUGGUAUACCCCGUUACCGUCGCUUCAUUUGACGGGUACGGUGAUGACCCUGGCGAUGACAUCCUUUGUCCACAUGACUGCUGUUGUGGGCCCCUCAGCAGCUCCAACACCCCAGCUGGUUGCCGACAUCCUGCGAUACGGGCAGGUAGACGGCGCCCUACUCACACCUGCUCUCAUCGAGGAGCUCUGCCUGCUCUCUUCAGGGCUAGAGGCGCUCCGCAAAUUGAAAUACAUCCACUUCGCCGGGGCCCCGCUCUCCCCUAAAGCCGGCGCCCAACUAGCCUCCCACGUCCAUCUCGUCCCUUGCAUUGGCAGCACCGAGGCGGGCGGAUACUUCACCACCAUCCCGCCCAGAGACCACCCGUCAUGGGACUACGUUACCUUCCAGAAGCACGCAGGCGCCGAAUUUGAGCACCGCUUCAACGACCUCCAUGAGUUGGUCUUCGUGCGCCGGCCCGACUGCCCCAUGCAGCAGAUCUUCUCCGUGUACCCCGACAGAGACCGUUUCGAGACCAAUGACUUAUGGGUGGAGCACCCGGACCAGAAGGGCUCGUGGAAGAUCAUCGGCCGGACGGACGACUAUGUCGCCCUGGCGCAUGCAGACGGGCUGCACGCCUCCCUGCUCGAGCCGGAGAUCGAAUCCCACCCGGCCGUGAAAACGGCGUUGAUCGGUGGCCAUGGUCGGCCGGCGCCAGUGCUCGUGGUUGAAUUCUUUCCUGAAGCGGAGGAGGGGGUGCUGGCAGCGGGGCAGUCGCUGGUAGACAGUCUCCGCCCGUACAUUGACAAAGUUAACGCGCGGGUGCAUGACUGCGUCAAGCUCUCGACGGAUCGGGUCGUCGUGGCGAGCAAGGACAAGCCGUUUGUGCGAACGAUCAAGGGGAGCGUGGCGCGGCUGCAGACGUUGGGAUUGUACGAGGAGGAGAUUGCGGCUUUGUUCGAGCGUGAAUAG
Messenger RNA from Aspergillus saccharolyticus JOP 1030-1, 1635 nucleotides. RefSeq names its product putative AMP-binding enzyme. The transcript has 4 exons. NCBI's taxonomy places the organism in Eukaryota, Fungi, Ascomycota, Eurotiomycetes, Eurotiales, Aspergillaceae. The record is from RefSeq and is a predicted model, not a curated record. Bases 1 to 1635 code for a protein of 544 amino acids.